CCGCGGCGCCUGAGACCCAGCGGCGAAACGGAGCAGCCACCGCCCGCCCGCCCGCCUCCGCCUGCGGGGAGCCCACCCGCUCGCCGGCGCCCGGGAGCGCCACCGCCCGGCCCAGGCCCAGGCCCAGGCCCUGCGCAGAGCCGAGCGGCGUCUUCCCGGGCUGGGCUAGCCGGCGCGGCGGGGGCGGGCCCGGGAUCUCCGGCGGAUCUUCCAUUCUGCGAGCAAGAGCCGGAGGUCGGGCGCCCGGGAUCAGACUCGGCCUGCUCCCAUGGCGAGCGCGGCCCGUCGGGGCCCCGGGGAUCCUACCAUGUGAGACAGGACCAGGCUGAGGGCCGGGCCAUGGCCGGGGAGCGGCCCCCACUGCGGGGCCCUGAGCCGGGGCCCGGAGAGGCGCCGGGGGAAGGGGCCCCUGGGCCGGGGGGCGCCGGCGGAGGCCCGGGCCGGGGCCGCCCCUCCUCCUACCGGGCUCUCCGCAGCGCCGUGUCCAGCCUGGCGCGCGUGGACGAUUUCCACUGCGCCGAGAAGAUCGGGGCCGGCUUCUUCUCUGAGGUCUACAAGGUUCGGCACCGACAGUCAGGGCAAGUCAUGGUGCUGAAGAUGAACCGACUUCCCAGUAACCGGGGAAACACGCUACGGGAGGUGCAGCUGAUGAACCGGCUCCGGCACCCCAACAUCCUAAAGUUCAUGGGGGUCUGUGUGCACCAGGGGCAACUACACGCUCUCACAGAGUACAUGAAUGGGGGGACCCUGGAACAGCUGCUCAGCUCCCCUGAAACCCUAUCCUGGCCUGUCAGGCUCCGCCUGGCUCUGGACAUUGCCCGUGGCCUGCGGUACCUGCAUGCCAAAGGUGUAUUCCACCGAGACCUCACAUCCAAGAAUUGUCUGGUCCGUCGGGAAGACCAAGGCUUCACAGCUGUUGUAGGUGACUUUGGGCUGGCUGAAAAGAUUCCGGUGUAUAGGGAAGGGGCAAGGAAGGAGCCAUUGGCUGUGGUGGGUUCACCAUACUGGAUGGCUCCAGAGGUCUUGCGGGGCGAGCUAUAUGAUGAGAAGGCUGAUGUCUUUGCCUUUGGGAUCGUCCUCUGUGAGCUCAUUGCCCGAGUACCUGCGGACCCUGACUACCUACCCCGUACCGAGGACUUUGGACUGGAUGUGCCUGCUUUCCAAACCCUGGUAGGGGAUGACUGCCCACUGCCUUUCUUGCUCCUGGCCAUCCAUUGCUGCAGUAUGGAACCCAGCGCCCGUGCCCCCUUCACCGAAAUCACCCAGCACCUGGAAUGGAUCUUGGAGCAGCUGCCUGAGCCAGCCCCUCUCACCAGGGCUCCCCUGACACACAAUCAGGGGUCUGUUCCAAGAGGGGGUCCCUCUGCCACGCUUCCUAGGCCAGACCCCCGGCUCUCACGAAGCCGGUCAGACCUCUUCCUGCCCCCAUCACCAGGAUCACCCCCCAACUUGGGGGACAAUAUGACUCGAGUCAACCCCUUCUCACUACGGGAAGACCUCAGGGGUGGCAAGAUCAAGCUCCUGGACACACCCAGCAAGCCAGUCGCCCCCCUGCCCCUUGUACCACCAUCACCACUGUCCUCCACCCACCUGCCCUUGGUGACCACUCCGGAGACCCUGGUCCAGCCUGGGACACCUGCCCGCCGCUGCCGUUCCCUACCCUCAUCUCCUGAGCUCCCCCGACGUAUGGAGACAGCACUGCCAGGUCCUGGCCCUCCCCCUGUGGGCCCCUCGGCUGAAGAGAGCAUGGAAUGUGAGGGCAGCAGCCCUGAGCCAGAACCCCCAGGACCAGCCCCCCAGCUGCCCCUGGCUGUGGCCACAGACAACUUCAUCAGCACUUGUUCCUCGGCCUCCCAACCCUGGUCCCCCAGAUCAGGACCUCCCCUCAACAACAACCCCCCAGCUGUGGUAGUGCGCUCCCCACAGGGCUGGGCCGGGGAAGCCUGGAACCGGGCCCAGCAUAGCCUGCCCCGGGCAGCAGCCCUGGAGCGGACAGAACCCUCACCACCCCCUGCAGCCUCCCGGGAGCCCGAUGAGGGGCUGCCCUGUCCUGGCUGCUGCCUCGGCCCCUUCAGCUUUGGCUUCCUGUCCAUGUGCCCCCGCCCCACACCAGCUGUGGCCCGCUACCGCAACCUGAACUGUGAGGCGGGUAGUCUCCUCUGCCACCGAGGGCACCACGCCAAGCCACCCACGCCCAGCCUGCAGCUGCCUGGGGCACGCUCUUAGCAGUGGGGCCUGUGGUCUCAGGCCUCCAACUUUGGCCUUCAGGACACCCUGUGAGGACAGAGUGCAAAUGCUGGACAGUACCAGCCCUACAUGGGCUGACCGGCCCUUCUCCCCAUAUAGGGGAGCCUCAGCAUGGACUCAAGAGACAGAGCACUUCCUAUCCAACCCCUGGGCUCGCUCUCCCAUGGGGGUCGCUGAAUCAGACACGGCAUUGCUGACACACGAGACUAACACAUGCAAGUUAUUUAAAAGAAUUUCAAUAAAACUGCCUGGCUGGCUCCGGGCUGCCCUUAUCCACUCA
Molecule: messenger RNA, 2527 nt
Organism: Choloepus didactylus (southern two-toed sloth)
Lineage: Eukaryota; Metazoa; Chordata; Mammalia; Pilosa; Megalonychidae
Gene: TESK1
Product: testis associated actin remodelling kinase 1
Exons: 10
Coding region: 340-2226 (628 amino acids)
Biological process (GO): positive regulation of stress fiber assembly; protein phosphorylation; actin cytoskeleton organization
Cellular component (GO): nucleus; cytoplasm
Molecular function (GO): protein serine/threonine kinase activity; ATP binding
Source: RefSeq, a predicted model, not a curated record